GAGAUGGAAGGUAUGGCGUCAAGAGGCACACAACACUCAUUCCGAGUGACGGUGCGCGUGCAGCAGUUCAUGAAUAUUUGACGAAGCUGUACCACUCGACAGCCGAGCCUUUACCUGAGGGCAGACAGGCUGAGGAUGUGGUGGAAAUUACAAAUCGAGCGCGGCGAGUGAAGCGACGGGGCAAACGCCCGCGACACUUUGUAAAGCGGGAGGAGAGGAGUUCUGGUUUUGCGCCAACCAUCAAAUUUCUGCCUCCAGGAACUAUUGGCCUGUAUUGGGACAUGUGCAAGGCAGACAAUCCAGACUUGCGCAUCAGUCGAAAGGUCUUCACCCGAGUUUGGGAGGAGAACUUCAGAGACCACUUGGUGAUCCGGCCAAAAAGCCAGCACAAGGCGUGCUCGCUUUGCAUUCGCUACAAGCUUCUGCUUCGACGUUUGCAGUACCAACCAGAAGCCAAAGCUGAGCAAAUGCGCUUGUACCGAGCGCACUUGGAGAAGCACUACGCCGACCGGACCACCUACUGGGGCAGCCGCGCGCUUUCUCUUUCUCGCAUGGGAUUGCAAUCCACUGGGGAGCGCCUCAUUGUACUUACUCUCGAUUCUGUAGAUCAUGCCAAGUUUGCAGCGCCAAGGGAUUUAUCGAUGCAGUCGAAGUGCUUCUCGAAUUUUGUCAGACCGUCCCUUCGCUGUACUGGUGUCUUGAUACACGGCUACGGUGUGGUGCUAGUUCUUGGGCAGCCGUUCACACGGCAGGACAGCUCGUGGACAUGUGACAUCAUCGAGUAUUGCUUGAACCUUUUGUCUCAGCUCCCCCCUGACCAAUGUAAUCUGCCAGCGUCGUCCAUAAUACUUCAAGGAGACAACUCCUCCAAAGAACUGAAGAACAACAGUGUGAUGCGUCUGUUAUCAGGAGCUGUGGCCUGCCGGAGGGUGCAAAAGGCACAGUUGCGCACCCUCCAGGCAGGCCACAGCCACGAAGAUCUGGGCCAGUUUUUCUCCUCGCUAUGUGACAGAAUCUCAUCAUCCAGCUCGCUCCAUACACCAACAGAUUUUGUUGACAAUUUGCAAUCUUGGUUGGCAACCGUGCGUCCUCUAGAGCCCAUGAAGAAGGUUGUGUUGCUGGAUCAAGAAAGCCUUCAAAGAGUUUGCGGUGCGUGGAUCCACGCGGUCGAAGCAAUGAAAGGUCAGCUGCCGGAUGAUUUCACCAGCAAGGAACUCCCACAGCUACAGAAAGGGUUCUUGUUGAAGUACGCAGACAUAGAGCUCCAAGCCGCCCUGGACGGCGCUGUGCCGCCGAUCAAAGUGGAAUCGAUUAGCGUUCUCCGGUCCGUGCUUUUCAAAUUCCAGCGCGAGGCAGACCAGAAGCGAGAGAAGGAGCUUGUGGAGUUUCCAGCUCAGCAGCUUCAGGAGCAGAUAGCUGCCGUUGACCUGAAGAAGCUUGAGACAAAUAUUGCAAAGGACCUCGAGAGCAUGACCAAGUGGGCCAAAUCGUGCGCAGAUGAAUCCAACCGGAACGCUCACCUUGACUUGAAAUAUUUGAACGCACGAUAUGAGAAGGGUGUGCGUCUUGUUGAUGAGUUCAUGCAAAAGCGUCAUGAGUACAAAGACAGCACGAUUGGCUUGGCCACCGCGCAGCCGGAUAAUGAAGCUGGACCACAGGGGACGCUCAGACGAACAGUUGUGUUGCCACGAAUUGAAUCACGAUCUUAG
Messenger RNA from Durusdinium trenchii, 1709 nucleotides. The record is from the annotation of a GenBank genome assembly. Lineage: Eukaryota; Dinophyceae; Suessiales; Symbiodiniaceae.